Molecule: messenger RNA, 2400 nt
Organism: Linum tenue
Lineage: Eukaryota; Viridiplantae; Streptophyta; Magnoliopsida; Malpighiales; Linaceae
Source: the annotation of a GenBank genome assembly
GAAGUUAGUUCCCGUCCAUGGCUUCCCGUAGAUUUGACGAUAUUGGAUGCUCGUUAAACAGGUCGCUUUCUCUCGCGCUCUGAGAAAUGGGUUCUUUGUUAGUGCCGUCCCUGUUUCGAUCGAACCAUUGUCUCUUUGUUUUUGGGUUGGUUCCAUCGAUAUAGCUAGAAAGUCCUUUGUAGCUGUCCUGUGUGGGCGCCGUCCCCUAAAAGCCAAGACCAAGUUUCUCUGAAAGACUAUUGUUCAUCGAUUUUUCCGCAUUCGAAAAGUCUAAUUCCUAUACCCACAUCGCAUAUAUUUCCAAUCCACCAUCAAAUUUUGGCCAGCCGUCCUGCCCGGAAAGAACCCCUCUCUCUCUCUCUCUCUCUCUCUGCCGCUGAUAUGUAGAUUUGGCUUAAUAAAUUUCUCUUAAUUGGGUUCUUUAAUCAACUAGCUAGCUGGAGAUUCAACCCAUCAUCUUGGGCUUCACAGUUCCCCCUUCUCUUCUUGUCGUCGGAGCCGAUUCUUUAUGUGGAGGAAGCGGCCGCCGCCGGGGAAUCUACUGUAAGCGCGCAGCUCGAUCGUACCGGUUUCCAUGUAGGCCGCCGCCGGCCCACUCAUCCGCUCAUGCUUCAGAUUCCAUUUCCCCUCCUCCUUCCUCCUGUCUACAAAUCCACAGGCACAGCUACUGCAGUUUUAAUUUUUCCAGGCAGAGAUUUGUAUUCUUUUGGAUCGAAGUAAAUGAAGACGAGUCGUUCAUGGUGGAUGGGUACGAGGGAUUACCUGAUAACGCCUGCCACCUCAAGACAGAGAGCUCAUGUGAAGCGGACGCCAAGGUGGAUUCUGCUGUUCGUCUCUCUCGCCGCCAUCUUCCUCGUCAGUGCUUACUACCUCUACCAGCCCAGAACCACGGUCUCCGCCGCCCCUUGCUCCGUCUUCGAUCAGGGCGGGUGCACCACCACUUACGACGGAGACCGAGUCGUUCCGGCGAAAGUGUUCACCGACGAGGAGACCUCCGCUCACGUCGUGAUCCGCGAGAUCCUCAACACGCCCCCUCCGCUCUCCAGGUCCCCGAAGGUCGCAUUCAUGUUCUUGACGCCUUCCUCGCUCCCUUUCGAGAUGCUCUGGGAGAGAUUCUUUCAGGGUCACGAAGACAAGUUCACCGUUUACAUACAUUCCUCCAGAGACAAACCGAUUCAUAGCAGUCGUUACUUCGUGGGCAGAGAAAUCCGCAGUGAAAAGGUGGAGUGGGGGAGAAUCUCCAUGGUUGAUGCAGAGAGGAGGCUACUAGCACAUGCACUUCUGGAUCCAGAUAACCAUCAGUUUGUCUUGCUCUCUGAGAGCUGCGUACCACUCCGUACCUUCAACUAUGUGUAUCACCAUCUGAUGUUCACUAAUGUCAGCUAUAUCGAUAGCUAUGUGGAUCCCGGUCCGCAUGGCAGUGGCAGAUACUCAAACCGCAUGAUGCCAGAGGUUCGAUACUCCGAUUUCCGAAAGGGUGCUCAGUGGUUCUCCAUGAAGCGACAACAUGCUAUCAUAGUCAUGGCCGAUAGCUUGUACUACAAGAAAUUCAAGCUCUACUGCAGACCGAAUAUGGAUGGGAAGAACUGCUACUCUGAUGAGCAUUACCUGCAAACAUUUUUCACUAUGAUUGAUCCUGAAGGGAUUGCAAAGUGGUCGGUUACACAUGUCGACUGGUCCGAGGGGAAGUGGCAUCCAAGAUCUUACAGAGCUUCGGACAUUACGUAUGAGCUCCUCAAGAACCUAACGGUAUUAUCCACACCCUUAUUGUGAUUAGUGUGACUAGUCUCUCUUAAUUACGCUAGCAUGCUGUUGAUCAUGGGGCGAUCAGUAGGUUUUUACAUUGUUGGAUUGAUCUUGGCGCGUUUUUAGUCGUUAAAUUAGUAUAUAAUCGCGGUGUAUUCUCAACGUACGAAAUGCACAAGAUGACGAUCCAAUAAUGUUAGCACAAGCUGAUAGCCCACAUGAUAGGCAGAUUUUCAUAUGAUCUAGUUGUGAAAUAACUUUAUUUACUUCUCCUGUUGUUGCUUACAGACCAUUGACGAGGCCAUACAUGUCACAAGUGAAGGAAAGAAAGUAACGACAUGGAGACCUUGCUUCUGGAAUGGAGUGAAGCGACCUUGUUAUUUGUUUGCCAGAAAGUUUAACCCAGACACUUUAGAUAAAUUAUUGUACCAUUUUUCAAAUUAUACGACAAAUUAGAGAUAUUAAUACACCUGCAUUUCUUUAUAUGCAUUUCUUUAUAUACUGAAAAGUAGUAGAUUAGUAUUCAUUUAUAGUGACCAAACCCUUUUUCUAUAUAUUUUUAUUAGUUUCUCCAUAAUGUAGAAUUCUUAAACGGGUGUGGUGUUUUAGUUUGUACAAAUGAAGUGGAUUGUGCACAAGUACUUUCAGAGCGAC